GGCGGUGGCGGUAAGGGGGCGGCGCGCUGGUGCCCGGGCCUGGCGAGCCCCUCCUCCCCGCGGGCUCCGCGGCGUGUUGGGCGCCGGACGCUGGGCGGCGGGGGCGCCGGGCUGGGGGGAUGUCCGCCUUCUCGGAGGCGGCGCUGGAGAAGAAGCUGUCGGAGCUGAGCAACUCGCAGCAGAGCGUGCAGACGUUGUCGCUGUGGCUGAUCCACCACCGCAAGCACUCGCGGCCCAUCGUCACCGUUUGGGAGAGGGAGCUGCGCAAGGCCAAACCAAACAGAAAACUGACAUUUCUUUAUCUUGCCAAUGAUGUCAUCCAGAACAGCAAAAGGAAAGGGCCAGAAUUCACAAAAGAUUUUGCUCCAGUCAUAGUUGAAGCCUUUAAGCAUGUUUCCAGCGAGACUGAUGAAAAUUGUAAAAAGCAUCUUGGAAGAGUGCUGUCUAUUUGGGAAGAAAGGUCUGUUUAUGAAAAUGAUGUGUUAGAACAACUCAGGCAAGCUCUCUAUGGCGAUAAGAAGUCUAGAAAGCGUUCAUAUGAACAGAUAAAGGUGGAUGAGAAUGAAAAUUGUUCAGCACUAGGAUCACCAAGUGAACCUCCACAGACUAUAGAUCUCAUUAGAGCCUUACAAGAACUUGAAAAUGCAGCCUCUGGUGAUGCAGCAGUUCAUCAGAGAAUAGCUUCUUUGCCUGUUGAAGUCCAAGAUGUAUCUCUGCUAGACAAAAUAACAGAUAAAGAAUCGGGAGAACAGCUUUCCAAGAUGGUAGAUGAUGCAUGCAUGCUGUUGGCAGAUUACAAUGGUCGAUUGGCAGCAGAAAUAGAUGAUAGGAAGCAACUAACUCGAAUGUUAUCAGAUUUUCUUCGUUGUCAAAAAGAAGCCCUUGCAGAGAAAGAACAUAAGUUGGAAGAAUACAAGCGCAAAUUAGCCAGAGUAUCCCAGGUUCGAAAAGAACUCAGGUCUCGAAUCCAGAACCUACCAGAUUUGUCUCGGUUGCCCAAUGUCACAGGCAGCCAUGUGCACCUGCCAUUUGCUGGAGACAUCUACAGUGAGGAUUGAUGACAGUACCUUUUUCCAGGGCCUCAGGACUUUGCAAGAGCUGGAGAUAGGUUAAGUGAAUAGUCUCGUAGUAUUAUUUUUGUACAUUGUUGAAAAAAGUGAAACAAACACAGAUAUCCCCAACAAAAUUCAAAAAAAAAAUUAAAAAAUAUUUAAAGUGUUGGGUUUUUUCCUAUUUUAUUGGUAAGUUGAAAUUACAAUUCAAAAAUUGACAUCUAUGUGUUGAUAUGUUCACAAAGAAGUGAUUAUUUUAAAAAGAUCCUUUUAUAUAUUUUUUGAUCCAGGGCCCUGUGAUAAACUAAAACCUUUCUAUUUUUCUUUAUGUAAUUUUGAAGGUUCCUCUUUAUGUUUCUGCAUUAAUAUGUGAAUGUAACUUCGAUAUCUAAUCACUGUAUAAUAUGUAAUUUCUUCAGGAAAAGAACUAAUCAGGAGGUUGGGACAUUAUUCUCAUGUAUUUUAGGGAUUUGAUGGUAAAGAGGACAUAAAGUUGACAGAUUAAGGCUAAGCUUACUUAAGUCUAUCAACCCCAAUGUCUCCUUGUUUGUGCCUCUCAGUGCUUUUGACUCAGCACACAUGAAAAUGGAAAUCACUUUGUGAGUCAAACUGAGGACAUUCACAUUCUGAGGGGAAUAUUUAAAACAACAAGAGAGUAUUUUUUCUGAACUUACUGGAAACUUGUUUAAUAUUACAAGAAUAUGGAAACAAGUCAGAGUAUCCCAGAACAGACUUCAGUUAUCACCCCAACUCACUUUGUCCCUGAGCACAUCAACAUUCCAUUUAUAUGUAGUCAGUGGGACAGUAGAAGAGUCUAAAUCGCUUAUUGCCUAUUAAAAGCAUAACCUUGUUUAUCUUAAUUCACCAUCUCUCAAUGUAGGAAAAACAGCAUGCUUAAUUGGGUAUAUACAUUGAGUGUGCCACUUGAAUAAACAAACUUGGAAAUGCUUUGUAGGAAUUUGUCUAUUCAAAGAGUUGAUCCCUCAAGAUAUUCUAGAUUCUGAAGCUAAUUUCAUAAGGUAUAAAUUUUUGUCUCCUACCCAUGGAGAUGAAUCUAAGCUUUAUCUUAAGUAUAGUUGAUCUCAUUAAUGUGAAGAAAUCUAUAAAAUCAAUUGGUCUAUAAAAACACGUUUUAUGACUUCUCCCAACUAUAAAACCUUAAAAGCUUUAGUGUCAUUUUUAGCUCCAAUAUGCCGACAACACUACAAAUAGAACAUUGUGGAUGAGUUGUAGUGUUCUUUGUAGUUGCCUGAAACACUUUUAAUGUCCCCUCAAAGUUUUUGAAUAAAAAGCAGUGCUACAUAUAUCCAGAGUUACCAAAACAAGUAUGGUUUUUUCUUUUAUUUGUAACACUGUGUUAGAGCUAUUGGAUCCCAUGCUUUCUUUUUAAAGUGCGUUUUUAGCAAUGGGUUUGUGCCAGGUAAUAGCCAUUUUAGUAUAAUUGUUCAUGACAUUGUCAAUAAAUGAUGGAAAUUUUUCAUUUUGUGCAUUGCUUUGCAGAUUAGACAUUUUCAUUUCCGUUGUAAGUAUAUAUGACCUAGAAUAGAAAAUAAAUUACCAUCUCUUUUUACAUCUUAGAAACCAGAAAGUCUCCAUAGUCUCAGUGUCUUCAGUGUAAAUAUUUCUUUUUCAGUAUUAGUCAUAUUCAUAGAUAGUGUGCAUGUAUAAUAGAAGGGGAAUAUUUAUUUUCUAAGAUAACUAUGGAAAAAUAUCAUAAUAGUGAGGAAAAUUCAUAAAGUGCAUUUUUAUAAAACCUGUGAAGGAAUUUAGAAUAAUUUCAUCUUUCAUGCAGUAAAUGUGUGACUAGAAAUUGUACUGGUAUAAUCUGAGCUCUCCCCAGCACAUAAAUGAAUAUGGGAAGCUCCUCAGUUACCAAUGACCUGUGUUACAAAAGUCUGAAGAUUGGCUUGUUUAGGUCUUCUUUUCCAAUCCUGGCAUUUAUAAAUGCCAUAUAAAGGCCAUGGAGCUAUAAAGACAAAAGAGAGAACAGUCCCUGCCUUCCAGGAACUUAUAUUCUGUUGGUGGGGUGGGCGGGAGAUACUACAUUCAAACAUAAACAUUUAAAGAGGAGGAGAAAAUUAUAUCAAGUGGGAACUUCAGAAAAUGCUUCCCAUAGGACAUGGCCCAUGGAUUGGGCCUUGAUGAAACCAAGGGAGGUAAACACGCCAGUGAGGAAUGAGUACAUUCCAAAUUUUGAGGACUAUCUUUGCAAAAUCGUGGAAACGGGAAAUAGAAUGUUAGAGUUAGGGAAUAGCAAAUAGGCCGGCUUGACUGAAACGCAGAGUGCAUGAAGGGGACUAUGAAAGAAACCUAGAAAGGUUGGCUGGAAGCCACUAUGUGCGUGCCUUUAAAUGCCAAGAUGAGAAGUUUGUAUUUUAUCUAGAGGUAUUGCUUUUGAAGGUUUUUUAGCAGGGGACUGGUGUGGUCACAUGCGAUUUAGGAAGAUUAUUUUGGCAACUAUAUGAUGGCUAAAAGAAGAGAAAUCUGGAAUCUGGAAUCCAGUUCUGUUGAUGACUACCUGAACUAUGUGACUUGGUAUACAUUUUCUCAUAGAAAUGAUGCUAUAAAUAUUUAGGUUCUCAGGCUAGCCCACAAAAACCUGCCUGGAAAUCUCAUGUAUUUAACCCUAGCGUAUCUAUACCUGUAGUACUACAAACGCUAACCAGAGAACUUUGGCAGAGGAAGACUCUUUAAAAAGAGGAUAUAGCAGUAAUUUGUACGGUUUAGGCACUGGGCCUCACUUUUGGAAUCAAGCUUCUGUAAGGAGCCUCUGUGGAGGAGGAAAAAAAACUCAGAGGCUCUAAUGGCCUGAUUCUUUUAAAAUAAUACACCAUCCUUCUGGAUUUUCUGGUCCAAAAAUACCAUUAGAAUGAAAGAACAUACUGGGAAGGGUAAAAACUAAAUAUUUUCACCAAAAUUUGGGUUAUGCAGAGGAUUGAAAAGUAUUCUAGGCAAAUCUUUUGAAAGGAACUUCUUAGAGCAGUCUUGGAAAGAAUAAAAGAGAUUGAUGUACUUUCACAAUCCUUACUUACACAAUAUUCUUGUGUAAACAACAAAGUUUGUAUCUUAUUGUAUUUUCAACUUUUUAGCUUCCUUUGUAUUUACUAAAAAAGUGAUUUUGUUCAGAAAAAAAUGUUUUCCUCUUAAAACUAUUGUGUACAAAAAUACUCCAUUGUUUAGUCUGUUAUUUAUUAAGAGAGUUCAGUAAAAUGUUUUCAUCUGG
This is a messenger RNA of Trichosurus vulpecula (common brushtail), 4275 nucleotides long. RefSeq names its product regulation of nuclear pre-mRNA domain containing 1A (gene RPRD1A). Gene Ontology annotation, cellular component: RNA polymerase II, holoenzyme. The coding region runs from base 120 to 1058 and encodes 312 amino acids. The transcript has 7 exons. Gene Ontology annotation, molecular function: RNA polymerase II C-terminal domain binding. Lineage: Eukaryota; Metazoa; Chordata; Mammalia; Diprotodontia; Phalangeridae. Gene Ontology annotation, biological process: mRNA 3'-end processing. The record is from RefSeq and is a predicted model, not a curated record.